Capsicum annuum is the source of this 1786-nucleotide messenger RNA. RefSeq names its product endonuclease III homolog 1, chloroplastic. Gene Ontology annotation, biological process: nucleotide-excision repair; base-excision repair, AP site formation; base-excision repair. Gene Ontology annotation, cellular component: nucleus; chloroplast nucleoid. The coding region runs from base 375 to 1472 and encodes 365 amino acids. The transcript has 11 exons. The record is from RefSeq and is a predicted model, not a curated record. Gene Ontology annotation, molecular function: DNA-(apurinic or apyrimidinic site) endonuclease activity; DNA binding; oxidized pyrimidine nucleobase lesion DNA N-glycosylase activity. Lineage: Eukaryota; Viridiplantae; Streptophyta; Magnoliopsida; Solanales; Solanaceae.
CUCUGUAUUCACCCAUUCAGCUUUCUAAUUUUAUUUAAAUUUAUUUUUUUGAAUUGGAUUUACAAGAAAUAAAUAUUACAUAAAUUAAUAAUUUUUAAAUUAAGUGAUAUAAAUUGGAUGGAUCAGGAUCCAAUUUAAUUUUUAGCUUAUUUCAAUUUAAAAUAAAUUUGAGUGAACAACACUCAAUUUAAUAUCAAAUUCAACUUAUUUAAUAUCUUUCAAUCUCAAAUGUCAUUUGAGACCCUGAUUUGGGUGCGUGAUGUGACAAAAGGAAUUUAAAUAUCAAUUGAGGUACUAUUUUUAUUAAACUAAAUUUACACAAUUUGGCUCCAAGAAUCAAGAAAGCCGGAAACUAUGGUUUGGUGUUAAUCAAAAUGUUCCUGUGUGUUGUCAGAAACACAACACUUGUUGGAAUUCAUACAAUUUCCUCCGCCAAAAUGCCAAGUUCAGUCAAACAAGAACCCCCCUCUGAGAAAAACCCAGGUGGAAGCUCAGUUCCUGAACUUCGUGUUUUCGUCCGGAAAAAGAGAGUUAAAAAGACUCUGGAAGUCAUUGCCAAAGAGGUCAAGGAAGAAUCUUCUGGCAGAAAUCUUGUUGGACUGCCUGAUAUAGAGGAUUUUGCCUAUUCAAAGGACAUUACACGUUCCCAGUCAACACAUGCCAAAACUCUUCGUUUGACAGGAGAAAAAUCUCUAUCCCAGUCGACACAAACAGAAAUCAAAGGCUUCAGUCUAUCUGAUCCACUACAGCCACCUUCAAACUGGGAAAAAGUCCUUGAAGGAAUCCGCAAGAUGAGAUCUGCAGAAGAUGCACCUGUAGACUCCAUGGGUUGUGAAAAAGCCGGCAGUUUUCUUCCUGCCAAGGAAAGAAGAUUUGCAGUCCUUGUAUCAUCACUCCUGUCAAGCCAGACCAAAGAUCAAGUUAAUCAUGGAGCUAUCCAGCGUCUCCUUCAAAAUGGCUUGCUUGCUGCAGAUGCCAUUGACUCAGCAAAUGAAGAAACAAUCAAGAGUUUGAUAUAUCCAGUGGGGUUUUACACGCGAAAGGCUAGCAACCUGAAAAAAGUAGCAAAAAUUUGUCUUUCAAAAUACGAUGGGGACAUCCCUAGUUCUCUUGAAGAAUUGCUUCUGCUCCCAGGAAUUGGCCCUAAGAUGGCUCAUCUAGUUAUGAAUGUUGCAUGGGAAAAUGUUCAAGGAAUAUGUGUAGAUACUCAUGUGCAUCGUAUUUCAAAUCGGCUUGGAUGGGUAUCACGUCCCGGAACAAAGCAGAAAACGAGAACCCCUGAGGAGACUAGGGAGUCCUUGCAACUUUGGCUUCCAAAGGAAGAAUGGGUGCCAAUCAAUCCUCUCUUGGUUGGGUUUGGUCAGACCAUAUGUACUCCCUUGAGACCACGUUGUGCAAUCUGUGCGGUAAGUGAUCUCUGCCCAUCCGCAUUCAAAGAGGCGGCAAGCCCAUCUUCCACACCCAAAAAGUGACAUUUGAUGGAAUUUCAACAAGUUUUGCAGUGAGGGUGCAGUUUUCUCUGUCAUUUCUCCCAUAACAUUGUCAUUUGUAACUCCAACAAUAGACAACUUCUGUGCUUUUAGCUCAUAUUUUAUUUCGACCAUAUAAAUAUCCGUGCUUUUUCUUUCUGUUUGAUGGGCUGGAAAGAAAAAGGCUAUUGGUUUUGUUUGGUGGGAGCAUGUGGAUAAGUUGAAAAACUGGUAAUACAUAUUGUAACAUUAGACAUCGAACGAGGUAGUAAGAUCAUGUUUUUGGUUUGAUAUCAAGGGAGAGUUAUUCCAAGCUA